Molecule: messenger RNA, 4030 nt
Organism: Dendronephthya gigantea
Lineage: Eukaryota; Metazoa; Cnidaria; Anthozoa; Malacalcyonacea; Nephtheidae
Product: major vault protein-like
Exons: 17
Coding region: 137-2725 (862 amino acids)
Cellular component (GO): nucleus; cytoplasm
Molecular function (GO): protein binding
Source: RefSeq, a predicted model, not a curated record
CCCAGCAACCGCAUCUGCCUCGUAUGUUGCAAUUUAGCUCUUUAAAUCAAAGAUUUCACCUGGCGUAUUUCCUCGCUGUUGUUUUGGAUUUUUUGUCCUAACUCUCAAGAACAAAGAUUGAACGAAAGAUUCAACCAUGAGCCACAGUCGUCAAAGCACUCAGGGUACAGAAGAAGGAAGCAUCUUUCGUAUUCCACCAUAUUACUAUCUUCAUGUGUUUGACCAGACAACCAAUGUCACCAAGGUUGAACUAGGACCCAAGACAUUCAUCCGACAGGACAAUGAAAAGGUAGUCUUUGGACCUGCAAAGAUGAUCACGAUUCCUCCACGUCAUUACUGUAUCAUCGAGAAUCCUGCACUUAAGGAUGAUGAAGAGAAACCAGUGUAUGAUGAAAAUGGUCAGAUCAAAUUGCUUCAUGCUGAUCAGGAAGUUCGACUGACUCAGGAUCCAUUUCCUUUGUAUCCUGGAGAAAUUGUGAAAGAAGAUGUGACUGCUCUGAAGAUUGUAAUGGCAAAUUCUGCAUUGAGGUUGAGAGCAGUUUUGGACAUUGAAGACAAGGAUGAGAAGCGUGUUGCUGGCGAUGAAUGGUUGUUUGAAGGACCUGGAACCUACAUUCCUCGUAAGGAGGUGAAAGUGGAAGAAAUUAUCCAAGCCACUGUCAUCCAACCUGGACAAGCUAUCAGACUGCGGGCACGGAAAGAAACCAGGGAUCGUGAUGGUACUUUGAGGGUCACUGGUGAAGAGUGGUUGGUGAAAAAGAUAGGUGCCUACUUACCCGGGGCCUAUGAGGAAGUUGUCGACACCGUGGGAGCUUAUGUCCUUAACGAUAAGAAAGCAUUGCAUAUGCGAGCUUUAAGAACAUUCACAGACGAGGCUGAAGAGACGCGUAGGAAUGGCGAGGAGUGGCUGAUCACAUCCAAGCACACUGAUGCACAUAUACCCAAUGUUUAUGAAGAGGUAAUGGGUAUUAUUGACAUCACAACGCUCACCAACCGUCAGUAUUGUGUCAUUCUUGAUCCCGUUGGCGAGGAUGGGAAACCGCAACUUGGACAGAAAAGACUUAUUAAGGGCGAGAAAUCCUUUUUCUUGCAUCCUGGAGAGAAACUAGAGAAUGGAAUCCAGGAUAUUUACAUCUUGGGUGAGGACGAGGGUCUCAUUUUGAAGGCAAAUGAAACAUUCAAAGACAACUACGAUGAAGAUGGCGAGAAAACCAGUAUCCGUCGCCCUGGGGAUCGAUGGAUGAUCAGGGGACCUUGCGAGUAUGUCCCUCCUGUUGAGGUCGAGGUGAUCGCUCAACGUAAGGCGAUUCCAUUGGACGAGAACGAGGGUAUAUACGUGCGGGACAUCAAAUCAGGCAAAGUGAGGGCGGUGUGCGGGCAAACCUACAUGCUGAAUCAGGACGAGGAAUUGUGGGAAAAAGUUUUACCCCCCGCUGUGGAGGAUCUCCUCAGUCAAGGUCGGGAUCCUCUUGCUGAUAGGGGAACUCGUGGGUCUUCUAGUGAGAGAGUCAAACGUGAUAAGACAAGAGUUGUUUCAUAUCGUGUGCCUCACAAUGCAUCAGUUCAGAUUUAUGAUUACAAAGAAAAACAAGCAAGAGUUGUAUUUGGUCCGGAACUUGUGAUGCUGGGUCCCGAUGAACAAUUCACGCAACUCAGUUUGUCAGGUGGCAAACCAAAGCGUCCCAAUGUCAUCAAAGCUUUGUGCCUUCUCCUUGGACCUGAUUUUUGCACAGAUAUCAUAACUGUAGAGACUGCUGACCACGCAAGACUUUCGUUGCAGUUAGCUUACAACUGGCAUUUUGAUGUGAAAGACAAGGGUGACGAAGAAUCAGCAAAAUUAUUUUCGGUUCCUGAUUUUGUUGGCGAUGCAUGCAAAGCAAUUGCUUCAAGAAUUCGUGGAGCUGUCGCUGGGGUCCAGUUUGAUGAUUUCCACAAGAAUUCAGCCAAGAUCAUUCGAACUUCAGUGUUUGGUCUGGAUGAGAAUCACAAGAUUCGUAACAGUUUCUCAUUUCCCGCCAACAACCUGAACAUCACGAGUGUCGAUAUCCAGUCUGUGGAGCCAGUUGACCAGAGAACACGAGACGCUCUCAUGAAGUCCGUUCAACUUGCCAUUGAAAUCACAACCAAUUCGCAAGAAGCUACAGCGAGGCACGAGGCGGAACGCAUCGAGCAAGAGGCUCGGGGAAGGCUGGAAAGACAGAAGAUUAACGACGAAGCAGAAGCGGAGAAAUCAAGACGAGAUCUUCUUGAGCUUCAGGCGCAGAGCGCUGCUGUUGAGUCCACGGGCCAAGCCAAGGCUGAGGCCCAGUCCCGCGCGGAGGCCGCAAGGAUUGCGGGCGAGGCUGAAGUCAGCCAGGCAAAAUUAAAAGCAGAGGCAUCAAGAAUUCAGGCGGAGUCGGAUUUGGAGCGGGCAACGAACGUGGUUGAGGCAGAAAUAAGAAAUAAUAAAGUUCGAGAUGAAAUGGAGAUAAGCAAAUCCAGGCAACUGUCGGCAAUUGAGAUUGAGAAGUUUGAAAAUAUGGUGAAAGCAAUCGGACCAGAUACAAUCAAAGCUAUUGCUAAUGCUGGGCCACAAAUGCAGGUGAAACUCCUCCAAUCUCUUGGCCUCAAAUCGACCUUAAUCACAGAUGGAUCAACACCCAUCAACCUCUUCAACACAGCUCACGGUCUUAUUGGUGGUCAGUUACCGUCAGUUCCUGGAGAUAACGACAGUACUCUGGAUUAAACAUGAACCCUGAUCGAUCAGGUAUUCAAACGCGUAUGUAUCAAAUCAUAUAUACUAAAUAGAAUUAGACCUUUUUUGUAAAUUAGAAAGCUGAAAUUUUCGAAUAAUAUCUAGGUAGUAUUUGAUAAAACAAUUAGGCAAUUUGUAUCCCAACGAAUGAUCCACUUUCACACCUUACAAACGUCUUAAAGAUUUAAUAUAAAAGAUUAAGUGAGUUGAGAAAUCACUACUCAAUAUUUAGUCAUAUGUGAGUGAUUUGUAUUGGAUUAAAAUUGAUGUCAUCGAGUAGGAUAUCAACGUCAACCACAUGAAUCACGUCAAUGACUCAAUGAAAAUACGUUAGUUAGCACGUCAUUUUUACCAGAAAUAUCGCUGUUAAAGUCUGUUCACACGAUCCAAUUUUGUUGGAUCCAAUUCACUUCUGAUGGAUGUUUUAAUAGUCUGUUGUCUUGUAAUGUAUAUCAGCAGCAAAUCCACUGAAGCCAAUGUACUACUGCUUCAUCAAUAACCGACUAUAUUUCAUACGUCAGAGGUGAAUUGGAUCCAACAAAAUUGGAUCGUGUGAACAGACGUUUAAUCUGGCCAUCUCAAGUAUUUGUCACGGAAUUAUUGUCCGUUCGUCUGCCCCUGUUUGCAAAAACAAUAUUGAGAAACGUUGAUAGUGAACUUUGCUUGUUUCCUGUUGACAAUUUAUUGACGUAACUGAGCUAAACAAGAACGCACCAAAAGUCGAACCAUUGCCAACAAAAAUGACCUUCAAAGUUCAACCAUGACGGUUGAUCAGUGAUAAGUGUUUCACUGGUAGCACCAGCUGCCAAUAUAUACACGAGUAUUAUGUCUGUAUUAACGAUAUUUAACGAUGUUUAACGGCAACAUAUUUGUGGUAUUAACCGUUUAAAUGGUAAAGAAAGUGAAACAGGGAGAUCGUUAGUUUUUAAGUCACGUUCAGUUUUCCACGCACGAGUCACGCGCCUCAAACAUCGACCUCCGUCACUAGAUACGAUCCUGGAUGCGAGAUUACUCACCAAUAGCCAGAAACUCUAACCAGAAACGCAGAAUUCUUCCCUUAAUGUUACAAAGUUAUUUCCACUCAGAUUUACCAUUGAUAAACGUCAGGACACGUCAAGUCUAGUACUUGUCCUCUUGACAAUAAACUUUUUUUGAUAUUUUUCCCUGGAAAGAUCUUAACUAAUUCGUAAUGAAAUGAAUUUUUGUAAUUGAGCAAUGCAGAAUGCUGAACCCAGCUACGAAAUUCCGAGCCAUACAAUUCAACACAACAAUAUUUUACUACGCAACUAGGCCAAG